Molecule: messenger RNA, 1908 nt
Organism: Linepithema humile (Argentine ant)
Lineage: Eukaryota; Metazoa; Arthropoda; Insecta; Hymenoptera; Formicidae
Source: RefSeq, a predicted model, not a curated record
AUGACACCCUUCAAAAUAAUAUCAUGGACCAUCGGCGUUUGGCCACUUCAAGCUUAUAACAUCUAUUCGAUAAUGCGAUGCGGUUUGGGUAUUUGUGGCACGAAAAUAUAUCAUUUACAACAGAGUCUAAUGGUAAUCUUGCCUUCUAUUGAGCUUUAUAUGGGCUGCACUAACGCGGAGCAAAAUGUAGAUUGCCUCAUGUUAAUUUGUUGCGGAACGCUCGGUGUGCUGAAGACGGUAUGGUUUCGCAUUUAUGCAGGCAACUUAACGAACAAUUACAGCUCAGCUCUGUACGAUUAUCUGACAGUUAAAAACGCAGAAGAGCGUGCCAUCAUGCGAAAACAUGCUUUUAUAGGACGAUUUCUCCUCUAUUUACUGCUGUCUUUCUGCUACGUUAGUUGCAUAAUAUAUGGGAUAAUCCCUUUUCUGGAUAUUGACAACAAUAAUCACAUUAACGAAACAAAUGAGGAAGUUACAUUAAAGUAUCCAGUGCCAUCGAAAUGCUGUAUGGAGUAUUUCAAUGCUCCGAAGAAGUUGUACAAAAUUUUCUGCCUCAUCGAAACUAUCGCGCUAAUAUUAGCGACUACCGCCAAUCACGGAAAUGACUUGUUGUUUCACAAUAUUGCAUUGCAUCUUUGUGGUCAAGUGAAAAUUUUGAAAAUCAAUAUCGCCGAUUUUGAUGUUACAAGCCCGCAAGUAUACGAUCGUUUCAACGCAUUAAUUCAAAGGCAUAGCUAUUUAAUAAAAAUGGCCCGGGAACUUAGCGAUACGAUCAGUUUCAUUUUACUGAUGCAGUUACUUGUCACUAGUGUACUUUUAUGUAUAAUAGGAUUGCAGUUUAUUCUAGCGUUGAAAGUCAAUGACUUUGUUAUGGUAUCAAAAAGCACAAUGGUGUACUGUAGCUUUCUAACGCAAUUUACGCUAUACAGUUUCAUCGGAGAUUACCUGAAAUCCGAAAUGGAAGAAGUAGCAUCUUUAUUUUAUCAAACAACUUGGUACGAUCUUCCUAAAAAAUUGAAAAACCGCUUAGUUUUUAUUAUUAUGCGAGCAAAAUUUCCCGUAGCGUUACAAGCUGGCAAUUUCAUCGUAAUAAACCUUCCUACUUAUAUGAAUAUUAUAAAAACAUCUGUUUCAUAUCUUUCUGUACUUCGCGUAAUGGCUAUCAUGAUAGUUUGUCUAAGCUUAUAUAUUAAUCACCGUGACGAUGACACUCUGGAUAUGCUCGUCGAUCACUUGAUGUUGAUAGCCUGCGGCGUUUUGACCAUCUUAAAGGUAUUCCUGAUACGGUUGCAUCGCGAUGACCUGCUGAAGAACUUGUGCAACGCAAUGUGUUCCUCUUAUAUUGUUCUUAUACCACUGAUAGCUGGAUCUUUUCUGUCAUUUGUGACGCAGCCUACUUCUUGGAACGUCACGUCAAACACGAGAUCCGAGGAAGAGACGCGAGUUGUGGAAUUGCCUCAGGAAAUGAUCUGCCCGUUUAACGCGCAGAUCGUUUGUUUCGGUAUCUAUAUUCUCCAAACUGUCCAGCUGAUCAGUACAUCUACAGGGAACGUCGGCACUGACGUUUUUGUAUUCGCUGUCUGUAUGCAUCUCUGCGGUCAAUUGGAAAUACUCGCUUCGGAACUGUUGCGGUUUCACGAAGGAAAAGAGAACAAUAGUUGGGCGAGAGCUAAAAUGAUCACGCUAAUCGAUAGGCACUGUUUGCUCUUGAAUCUAGCCAAAAAUAUCUCGGAUACGCUAGAUAUCAUCUUGAUCGUUCAACUGGUCGUCCACGCUUCGCUUAUAUGUUUAAUAGGUUUGCAACUUAUUUGGUCGUUGGCAAUGAGUGAUUUUGUUCUUGUCGUGAGAACUAUAUGGGUGAAACUUUGUCGUUCAGAGCACAAGCGAUUUCUCGCGCAAUUUAUUUAA